Messenger RNA from Bufo bufo (common toad), 6652 nucleotides. RefSeq names its product slit guidance ligand 2 (gene SLIT2). The transcript has 36 exons. The coding region runs from base 541 to 5133 and encodes 1530 amino acids. NCBI's taxonomy places the organism in Eukaryota, Metazoa, Chordata, Amphibia, Anura, Bufonidae. The record is from RefSeq and is a predicted model, not a curated record. Gene Ontology annotation, biological process: retinal ganglion cell axon guidance; negative regulation of cell growth; negative chemotaxis. Gene Ontology annotation, molecular function: heparin binding; Roundabout binding; calcium ion binding.
UGCAAUGUGCAGUUAGUUAGCAGACAGGCUCAGAGAGGCAGCAUGCAUAGAGUAUGCUCUGUAUAUACAAGGCUGGAGUGACAUGCUAUGCAGUCAAUGAAACUAACUUACUGUGCACAGAUACCAGCCUGGCACAAACUGCAUACACCAAGCCUAAGGAUAUCAGAGUAACACAAGGGCACAACAGAGAGCCUGGCGGAGAUGCAGAAAUUCAUUCACUGCCUGGAGGAUUGCUCUGACUGCUGAAGGCACAAUUCACAUUCAACGCAGCGUCCACUGACGGGAAUAUAAAAGCUCAGGAAAGAGAGAAGUUGGGUUUUUUUCUUCUGUGGCCCUGUGAUAUGUGCACAAGUCAUGCAUUUUGGAUAAGCAAGUAUUGUGCCACCUCUACCAGACUGCAAACUUGUGAAUUAAGACAAGUUCCUCAAGAGAGCUUGGCAUCCUGGUAAAAAAAAAAAAAAAAAAAACAUUAACCAUUUUUCUGUGAGAUCUUCUAAGUUUUUGGCAUUUGGUUUUUGGAAUUUUUUUUUUUUUAACUAAAUGUUCUCGGAAUUUAUGAAGAAGAAAAUGUGUGGCUUUGGUUUCUGGAAGCUGUCCAUCUCGGUGGGGUUAGUGUUGGUGAUCCUGAGUGAAGUGGCACCUCAGCCAUGUCCGGCUCAGUGCACUUGUUCUGGAACCACGGUGGACUGUCAUGGGCUUGCUCUGCGCAGCGUACCACGCAACAUUCCCAGGAAUACUGAACGACUAGAUCUAAAUGGAAAUAAUAUCACAAGAAUAACGAAGACAGAUUUUGCGGGUUUGAGACAUCUACGCGUCUUGCAGCUUAUGGAGAACAAGAUUAGUACUAUUGAAAGGGGAGCAUUUCAAGAUCUAAAAGAGCUGGAUAGACUACGCUUAAAUCGAAAUAGUCUUCAGGUAUUACCAGAAUUGCUUUUUCUGGGAACUCCAAAACUCUACAGACUUGACCUCAGUGAGAACCAGAUCCAAGCAAUCCCCAGAAAAGCAUUUCGUGGUGCGGUAGAUAUUAAAAAUCUACAACUGGAUUUUAACCAGAUCAGCUGCAUCGAAGAUGGAUCCUUCAGAGCCCUGCGCGACCUGGAAGUGCUCACCCUCAACAAUAACAACAUCACUCGACUUUCAGUGGCGAGCUUCAACCACAUGCCAAAACUUCGAAUUUUUCGACUUCAUUCCAAUAACCUAUAUUGUGAUUGUAACCUGGCCUGGUUAUCUGACUGGUUACGACAGAGAUCCCGCGUUGGCUUGUACACACAGUGCAUGGGGCCCACUCACCUGAGAGGACACAAUGUUGCUGAAGUUCAGAAGCGAGAAUUCAUAUGCAAUGGUCAGCAGUCGUUCAUGGUGUCCUCCUGUAGUGUCCUGCACUGUCCAGCUGCUUGUACCUGCAGUAAUAAUGUUGUGGACUGUCGAGGAAAAGGCUUAACUGAGAUUCCGACCAACCUCCCUGAGACUAUAACAGAAAUGAGACUAGAACAAAAUGCAAUCAAGGUCAUACCUCCGGGGGCUUUCUCACCAUAUAAAAAGCUGAGGAGAAUUGAUUUAAGCAACAACCAGAUAUCGGAAAUAGCUCCAGAUGCCUUCCAAGGCCUCCGCUCACUCAACUCUCUGGUUCUUUACGGAAAUAAAAUCACAGAACUCCCCCAACGUGUUUUUGAAGGAUUAUUUUCAUUGCAGUUACUAUUGCUCAAUGCCAACAAGAUAAAUUGUCUGAGAGUAGGUGCUUUCCAGGACCUACACAACCUGAAUCUCCUCUCUUUGUAUGACAACAAACUUCAAACCAUUGCCAAGGGCACAUUUGCACCACUGCGUGCCAUUCAGACAUUGCAUUUGGCUCAGAACCCAUUUAUCUGUGACUGCCAUCUGAAGUGGCUGGCGGAUUAUCUGCACACAAACCCUAUUGAGACCAGUGGUGCCCGCUGCACCAGCCCCCGUCGACUGGCAAACAAAAGGAUUGGGCAGAUCAAAAGCAAGAAAUUCCGCUGCUCAGGUACAGAGGACUAUAGGUCCAAGCUGAGCGGGGACUGCUUUGCUGACCUGGCGUGUCCAGAGAAGUGUCGCUGUGAAGGCACCACGGUGGACUGUUCAAACCAGAAGCUCACUAAGAUCCCAGACCACAUCCCCCAGUACACUGCUGAGUUGCGUCUCAACAACAAUGAAUUUACAGUGUUAGAAGCAACUGGUAUAUUCAAGAAACUCCCCCAGUUGCGAAAAAUAAAUCUGAGCAACAACAAGAUCACGGAUAUUGAGGAAGGAGCCUUUGAUGGGGCAAAUGGAGUGAAUGAACUCAUCCUGACCAGUAACCGAAUAGAGAAUGUACACCGUAAAAUGUUCAAAGGCCUGGAUGGGGUCAAAUCAUUGAUGCUGAGAAGUAAUCACAUUACCUGUGUGAAUAAUGACAGCUUUACCGGUCUGAGUUCUGUGCGCUUACUCUCUCUCUAUGACAAUCAGAUUGUCACAGUGGCCCCGGGAGCAUUUGAUACGCUGCAUUCUCUGUCUACAUUGAACCUUCUGGGCAAUCCUUUCAAUUGUAACUGCCACCUGGCCUGGUUUGGAAAUUGGCUGAGAAAGAAACGUAUUGUGACUGGAAACCCUCGAUGCCAAAAACCUUACUUCCUCAAGGAGAUUCCAAUCCAAGAUGUCGCCAUUCAGGACUUUACUUGUGAUGAAGGGAAUGAUGAAAACACUUGCUCACCACUUGCUCGGUGCCCAGCUGAGUGUGCCUGUCUAGACACGGUAGUCCGCUGCAGUAACAAAGGUCUAAAAGCAUUACCCAAGGGAAUACCCAAGGAUGUCACAGAGCUGUACCUGGAUGGAAACCAGUUUACUCUGGUGCCAAAGGAGCUGUCCAAUUACAAGCACUUAAUGCUCAUUGACCUGAGCAAUAACAGAAUCGGCACUGUCUCUAACCAGAGUUUCAGUAACAUGACUCAGCUCCUCACUCUGAUUCUCAGUUACAAUCGUCUUCGAUGCAUUCCUCUCCGGGCUUUUGAUGGUCUUAACUCCCUCAGGCUCUUGUCGCUCCACGGCAAUGACUUAUCUACUAUUCCUCAAGGGGCUUUUGGUGAUCUGUCAUCUCUGUCACACUUGGCAAUUGGGGCAAACCCUCUGUACUGUGACUGUAACAUGCAAUGGUUGUCAGACUGGGUCAAGUCAGAAUACAAGGAGCCUGGUAUUGCACGGUGCACUGGACCUGGAGACAUGGCUGACAAACUUCUCCUUACUACACCAUCCAAGAAGUUCACGUGUCAUGGACCUGUGGAUGUCAAAGUCCUUGCCAAGUGUAAUCCAUGUUUAUCCAACCCAUGCAAAAAUGAGGGUACCUGCAAAAACGACCCCGUUGACUUCUACCGGUGCACAUGUCCCUAUGGUUUCAAGGGUCAGGACUGUGAUAUACCUAUCCAUGCUUGCUUCAACAGUCCCUGUAAAAAUGGUGGAACAUGUCACUUGAAAGAAGGGGAGAAGGAUGGCUUUUGGUGUACAUGUCCAGAUGGGUUUGAAGGUGAGAACUGUGAGGUGAACAUUGAUGACUGUGAAGAUAAUGACUGCGAAAAUAAUUCCACUUGCGUGGAUGGAAUCAACAACUACACCUGUCUUUGUCCACCAGAAUACACAGGUGAACUCUGUGAAGAAAAGCUAGACUUCUGUUCCCCGGAAGUAAACCCGUGUCAGCAUGAUUCUAAAUGCAUAGUGACGCCGAGAGGAUACAAAUGUGACUGCACCCCGGGAUAUGUGGGGGAUAACUGCGACACAGAUUAUGAUGAUUGCCAGGACAACAAGUGUCGCAAUGGGGCACGGUGCACAGAUGCAAUAAAUGGGUACACGUGUGUGUGUCCAGAUGGCUACAGUGGUCUGUUCUGUGAAUUCCCACCUCCUAUGGUUCUACCACGUACAAGUCCAUGUGACAACUAUGAGUGUCAGAAUGAAGGUCAGUGCAUUAUGAAGGGCAAUGAUCCGUCCUGUCAAUGCACCUCCAGCUACCAAGGAAGCAAGUGUGAAAAACUCACAAGCAUCAACUUUGUGAGCAAAGAAGUAUUUCUACAAAUCCCAUCCACAAGAAUCCGCUCUCAGACGAACAUCUCACUACAGGUGGCCACAGAUGAGGACAGUGGGAUCCUCCUCUACAAAGGUGACAAGGAUCAUGUAGCAGUGGAAGUUUACCGGGGCAGAGUGCGGGUUAGUUAUGACACUGGAAAUUACCCGGCAUCUGCUAUCUACAGCGUUGAGACAAUAAAUGACGGGAAUUUUCACAUUGUGGAGCUUGUAAGCCUGGAUCAAACAUUGUCACUAAUAGUGGAUGGCGGAAACCCCAAGACCAUUACUAAUUUGUCAAAACAAUCUUCUCUGGGUUUCGAGUCCCCGCUUUACGUAGGAGGUAUGCCAAUAAAGAACAAUGUCGCUGUGCUACGUCAAUCUUCUGGACACAAUGGCACUUAUUUCCAAGGCUGCAUACGGAACUUGUACUUAAAUAACGAGCUGCAAGACUUCAAGAUGCUCAAUCUGCAAACAGGAAUAGUCCCCGGAUGUGAGCCCUGCAACAAGAAAGUCUGCAUACAUGGAACAUGUGUAGCUAGCAGUCAGUCCGGCUUCACCUGCGAGUGUGAGGGAGGCUGGUCAGGACCAUUCUGCGACCAGCAGUCCAACGACCCUUGCCUAGGACACAAGUGUGUCCAUGGAACCUGUCUGCCAAUCAAUGCAUUUUCCUAUAGCUGUAAAUGUUCCUCCGGCUAUGGGGGAGUCCUGUGUGACGAAGCUGAAGAACCGAUUAACCCUUGCCAGUCUCUUAAGUGUAAACAUGGGAAGUGUAGGGUUUCAGGUCUGGACAAAGCCUAUUGUGAGUGCAACACUGGUUACACCGGAGACAGCUGUGAUAAAGAAAUCUCUUGCCGAGGGGAACGGAUCAGAGAUUAUUACCAAAAGCAGCAAGGUUACGCUGCUUGCCAGACGACCGAGAAGGUAUCGCGACUAGAAUGCAGAGGAGGAUGCACAAAUGGUCAGUGCUGCAGACCACUGAGAAGUAAGCGACGGAAAUACAUUUUCGAGUGCACUGAUGGCACCUCAUUUGUGGACGAAAUUGAGAAAGUCAUAAAAUGUGGCUGUACAAAGUGCCCCUCCUAAAUAUGUAACCUUCAGAAGCCCUUUGAAAACGUUGUAUACCUUUUAUGACCGUGUUGGACUAAUUCAAACUUGAUAGUGGAAAAUAUUUGGAAUAUAUUGUAAAAUACAGAAACAGACAUAUUUUUAUUAAGAAAAAAAAAAGAAAAUGACAUUUUCCUCACUGGCAAUUCAAAAAUGAAAAAGUCUAAAGCAAGACUUCUCACAGAGAAGAGAAGAACAAUAAUUCUAAAGUCUACGAAGAUGUUUCGUGAUGGAAGAGAACUACAACUGCUGUUCGACAGGGUUUGCUCAUCAUUAGAUGCUGGAAAAUGAGUCUAAAAAUCUAUCCCAGACAAGGAGUCAUAAAGUGGUUAACAUAUCAGCAUUGAUGAGCCCUGCCGAUUGGUGAGCCACACAUUUAAUCAAAGACAAGCUGUGAAUGAUAAGGGAUCAAGUUGAUUCUGUCUCUUGCAUUGAGGUUACCCUACCUGAUCAGCUAAAGCGUAUUAAGGAACUUUGCGCAUUCCAAGUCAUCUGAUGAGGAACAGUAAUGGGGACGGACAUUAGCCCAGAGUAGAUUUCUGGUUCCAAAAAUGUUAUUGUCACAUGAUAGCACAAGAAGCUUAAAGAAGUCUUCAUCUAGCCAUUUUCCAGUAUUAUCUUUUUAUUGUAAUAUAAAAAUUAACUGGGCCAUUAGUAAAAAAAAGUCUGGUAGUUUUUUAAUUAGGAAUAAUUUUACAAAAUGUUUAUAAAACAGUAUUCAGAAUAUGAAUGAAACAUAUUUAUUGUAUCAGAGUACAUCAUUCUUAACACUUUUAGGUUAUCCCUUUUUGCAAUGCUUUAAUAUAUAUUAAUUUAUAUUUGUCCUGAUAUUUUUCUAUUUUGGUAAACACAAAAUGACUCAAAGUCAGGAUUUUUUUUCUCUUAUAGAAGUAACAUAGCAAAUAGUGUCUGACGGAUUUGUUUUGUCUGAUAUGUGUUCGCUAAUGUGGUUGUGUAACCGGAAUGUUGUCAAACUCUGGAAACAAUGCCAGAAAAUGUACAUUAGAGUGUCUUCACAUUAGAUCGAAAUGAUAUAGAAGUAUUUUUCCCUAGCUAUAAUAUAAAUAUAAUGUAUCUUUACAUAAAACUAAAAUUGUGUUCUAGGCAUACAGAUGUCUCUAGGCUUUAGUAAACCCUUUCUAUCCCCUCCCCCAUGAAGUUUUAUCUGUCUUAUGGAGCAGUUUAUACUGUUCUCAAUUGUGAUUUUUAUUUCCCUAUAAUAAGACUACCAUAGUAUUACGUGGUUCCCAUGUUAAUAUGCUGCUGCUAAACUACAGUACAUGAUUGUUAAUGGUUGGUAGUGGGCUGUGCUCUUCUUUCCUUAAAUAAAGAAAACAACAGGCACUCUGUACAAAAAAUAUUUGUUAAGUUCAGCAUUUUAUAAAUUUGUAUUUACAAAAAAAAUAGGUGUACAUGUGUAAUACAGCGUUCUUUGUCUUACCUGGACUGAUAUCAGUAAUGCAACUGAUGUUUGUAAAUUAAACAGAUAUUACUUCCA